Messenger RNA from Paramisgurnus dabryanus, 2548 nucleotides. RefSeq names its product isocitrate dehydrogenase (NAD(+)) 3 non-catalytic subunit gamma (gene idh3g). Gene Ontology annotation, biological process: isocitrate metabolic process; tricarboxylic acid cycle. The record is from RefSeq and is a predicted model, not a curated record. Gene Ontology annotation, cellular component: mitochondrion. Gene Ontology annotation, molecular function: oxidoreductase activity, acting on the CH-OH group of donors, NAD or NADP as acceptor; NAD binding; magnesium ion binding. NCBI's taxonomy places the organism in Eukaryota, Metazoa, Chordata, Actinopteri, Cypriniformes, Cobitidae.
AACCCGAAACAUAAAGCACACGCACACUGGCGAGAUGGCUACUCUUACCAAAGCUUUAAAACCCAUCUUUGGAGGGCGAUUGGGAAAUACAGUCAAGGUCUUUGGAGCAGCACUGAACAAUCAAAAAGGAAAAGCUACAUACACAGGACAAAUUAUACCGCCUCCUGCCAAGUAUGGAGGUCGGCACACUGUAACAUUGAUUCCUGGUGAUGGGAUUGGACCAGAGCUGCUCAACCAUGUGCGGGAACUCUUCAGGUUCAGCUGUGUUCCUGUGGACUUUGAGGUGGUGAAUGUAAAUUCAGCAUCAGCCAGUGAGGAUGACAUCAACAAUGCCAUUACAGCCAUUCGACGCAAUGGUGUUGCUCUUAAGGGUAACAUUGAGACCCCUCACAACAUGCCCCCUGAUCACAAGUCAAGGAAUAAUCUUUUACGCACAAGUCUGGAUCUGUAUGCCAAUGUGAUGCACUGCCAGUCGCUUCCCGGGGUCCAUACGCGCCACCAAAACAUAGACAUCAUCAUCAUCAGAGAGAACACGGAGGGCGAGUACAGCAGCCUGGAGCAUGAGAGUGUACCUGGAGUUGUGGAGUGCCUAAAAAUCAUUACCCGCAACAAUUCCCUCCGUAUCGCUGACUAUGCCUUCAAACUGGCCCGUGAGAAAGGUCGCCGCAAGGUUACGGCUGUCCACAAGGCUAACAUCAUGAAGCUGGGGGAUGGUCUGUUCUUGCAGUGCUGUAAGGAGGUGGCCUCUGGAUACCCUGACAUUCAGUUUGAUACUAUGAUUGUUGAUAACACCACCAUGCAGCUCGUUGCCAAGCCCCAGCAGUUUGAUGUCAUGUUGAUGCCCAACCUGUACGGCAAUGUGGUUAGCAAUGUGUGUGCCGGGCUGGUGGGUGGACCCGGUCUGGUGCCUGGUGCAAACUAUGGGCGAGACUACGCUGUGUUUGAAACGGCCACCAGGAACACAGGAAAGAGCAUAGCCAACAGGAACAUAGCCAAUCCCACUGCCAUGCUGCUUGCCAGCUGUCUCAUGUUAGAUCAUCUCGAACUUCAUGCCUUCGCCAACAUGAUUCGAGGUGCAAUCCUUACCACCAUGAAUGAAACUGGGUUGCACACACCUGAUAUUGGAGGGCAGGGCACAACCCUAGAUGUGGUUCAGUCUAUCAUGAGAAAUAUCCAGAGCAGCGGUCCCCUCACUACUGAGAUUUAAGUCGAGUCUGUGUCACUCCACCAUUGCUUGAUGUUCUGUCUGUGGCUUUUGAUGCUACUGUGGCUCUGAAGGACUUUGGCAGCGUGACCUGUUUUUCUCACUCUUCCUACAGGUGGUUCAACUCCUUUGGCCCCUGCACUUCAUUUUAUGACUAAAUGCUGCUUUCACACGAGCCAGGAGUUUUAACCUUGAUCCACGCAGCCUUACCAUGGAUCACGAGUUAAGAGAUCAUCACGUUAACUUUAGCCCAGAGCCUUAGAAAUGAAGCAUACUUCAGCAUUGUGCGUGUGGUCAUUCUUGGUAACGGUGGUCGGUUUAUGGGAACUGCAUAGAUUUAGGGAUAUUUUAAUGGUUAUGUUGGUUUUAUAUUGGUUUUAUGCUAAUGCAGUAUUUUAUUAUAAGGGUCUUAUUUUGGGUUUCGCUGCUUGGUUACAUUCCAUAUUUUAUCCAUUCUUACCAAUGUUAUCUUCAAACUCAAAAAUUUUUUAUCAACUGAAGCAGUAUUUUACGUUUCUAAAUAGAUUUACUGCCUUGCAAAGUUGAAUUUUUAUGGCCUCCAGGGGAACUUUUUGUUAGACUUAAUAUUAUAUUCGUGUUUAAACCAAAGUAGCUUCGUAGGGAAGUCACAGACAUGUUUGAAACUCCUAUUGGCAGUUAUUAUUUUAGUCAUGCAAGACUUGAAAAUCACAAUGAAGCACCAUAUUUCUGACCACCAAUUAAACCUGGCAUCAACUUUUGUUUCUUAAGCUAAAAUUGUGCAACAAACACUUUUUUGUGAGGUCAUUUCAGCAAUUGCGCAUGCACACAGAUUAGCAAUCGCCUCAGAGAAUCAUAAUCUUUAGUGAUUGAUGAUUGGCUCUUUUAUCUGAAAGGCCAGACUUCUGUUGCCAGAGCGGCCAUGUUGUUGUUGCAUUGUUCUCUAUUUAUAGUAAUAACAGUGCUCAAUCUUUUUAUACAUUAUUUUAGUUUAAACUUAUUGUAUUAUUUGGUUGUACUGUUGGGUAAGUCUGGUUGGGUGUUGUACUGUGUCUUGUGAUAUACAGUGCUAAACUGUAUUAUUGGUAAAAAAAACUGUCUUGUUGGUAAUUGAGCAUCAUGUAUACAUUUUUAUUUGCAAUACUGUCAUCUUUUGAGUUAAUGAUAUUUCAACAAAACUUGCUCAUUUGCAUGUGGUUUGCUACAGAUUAGUUGAUAACCCUGAUGAGACUGUAAAGUUAGGAUAUCUGGACCAUCUCACGCAAAUCCUUAAUGGCUCAAAAAUGAAUAAAUAAUAUAUAAUAAAUAAUAUGGAUGAUUUCUUAUUGUAUUGUCAACUUUAAUAACCGCAGGUUCUUGCAGGCA